AUGGCUCGCACACUACCUUCACUUUCCUCUAAGGACGACAAGAAACCUAAACUGCCAAGAAUAGGAAAGAACCAAAGAAUCCAAAAGCGACCCCUACUGCACCCCGCAAUCGCGUCACCCCGCUCUUCUUCUGAGAAGGUCGUCUACGUCUCUGACAAAUCGCAAUUCAUCGCCAUCGUAAAACGAGUCCGUAAAUACCUAGACGGUGCAGAGUUCCGUGCCGGGCCCACAGUUCUACCUAGUACAGACAGGGAGUUGAUGAGAGAAAUCGAAGAAGGCAUUAAAAUAAGCAGGAUGGAAAGAAAAUCAGGGAGUGGUAAUGGCGAAGAAGUCGUAAUGAAAGGAACGGGGAAAGCAAUUGAGAAAACCUUGAUGUUGGCGCAUUGGUGGCAGCAACAAGAAGGUGUGAGAGUGGUAGUCAGGACAAAGAGUGUAGCGACUGUUGAUGAUAUCGUGGGAAUUGACAACAAGGAUGACGAUAUGGAGGAAAGUGAGAGUAGGGUCAGGAGGGUUAGUGUGCUGGAAGUUGCCGUUUCCUACAUUUGA
This is a messenger RNA of Botrytis sinoallii, 546 nucleotides long. RefSeq lists its product as uncharacterized. The coding region runs from base 1 to 546 and encodes 181 amino acids. Gene Ontology annotation, cellular component: ribonuclease MRP complex; nucleolar ribonuclease P complex. Gene Ontology annotation, molecular function: RNA binding. The record is from RefSeq and is a predicted model, not a curated record. The transcript is spliced from 2 exons. Lineage: Eukaryota; Fungi; Ascomycota; Leotiomycetes; Helotiales; Sclerotiniaceae. Gene Ontology annotation, biological process: tRNA 5'-leader removal; rRNA processing; intronic box C/D snoRNA processing.